AUGACCACUCCACGCAAACAAAACAUUCUUCUGGUAGGUUCCGGAGGUGUCGGAACCGUUGCUUCAGUUGCCCUUGAACACUCACGCAAAGCCGCAGUCACAUCUGUACUACGUUCAGACUAUGAUAAAGUCAUUGCUCACGGAUUUGAAAUUAAUUCAGUUGAUCAUGGGAACCUUAAAGGCUGGCGACCAUCCCAUGUUGUCAAAUCAGUAGCUGAUGCUGUGACUGGACUUGAACAACGAUGGACUGAAAACAACAAUUCUGAAGAAAAUAAUAAUAAUGAUGAUGCCUCAGUUUUUGAUUACAUUGUGGUGGCCAUUAAGGCUCUCCCAGAUUUAGUCAAAACAGAAGACAUUAUAGCACCAGCUAUGAAACCACGACAAUAUAAAAAAGGCAAUAAUGUGAAAGAAGAAGAAGAAGGUUCUGCAACACAGUAUCCCACUGUAGUUUUGAUCCAAAACGGAAUUGGCAUUGAGCAACCCAUUAUUGACGCGUUCCCUGGUGCCGUGGUUCUUUCAGGCGUUUCCAUGAUUGGUUCACACAACUUUGGAGGUCGAAUUGAACAGUAUGAACAUGACCGGUUGGUGGUCGGAUACUACGAUAAUGCAAAAACUCCUGCCGCACAACAAGAGGCACGUGCGCGCGCGUUUGUUGACAUGUACGCGACUACUGGGGUUGAUUGCAAAUACGCAGAAGAUGUGAAACAGGCAAGAUGGCGCAAACUUGUCUACAACUCAACCAUCAACACCAUGUGUGGGUUGAUGCAACUAGAUAUUGGUCGAUGCUAUUUAGCAAGCAUUGAUACAAGUGUAAUUGUUCCUGCAAUGCAUGAGAUUCUGGCAACUGCCAAAGCUGCCGGCUACGAGUUCCCUGAAUCGUUAUGUGAGACCAUGUUGCGUGCAGAUGAAGGAUUGUAUUAUAAGCCCAGCAUGCAGAUCGAUAUUGAGAAGGGUAAUCCGAUUGAGUUGGAGGUGAUUUUGGGUAACCCAUUAAGGAUUGCUAGAAGCUUGGGAGUCCCCACACCUAUUCUUUCAGUUGUGUACAAUCUUUUAAAGGGUGUUCAGUUCCGAUUGUUGGAAGGCCGAGGGCUUUUGGUGGCACCAGAAAAGGGUCCCAUGUGGACUGAUCCGCGUGUUGAGGGUAAGCUUGCAUUUCCAUCUGAGUUCCCUAUGGAAAAGAAGUAA
This is a messenger RNA of Magnusiomyces paraingens, 1185 nucleotides long. RefSeq lists its product as uncharacterized. Gene Ontology annotation, molecular function: oxidoreductase activity. Gene Ontology annotation, cellular component: cytoplasm. The record is from RefSeq and is a predicted model, not a curated record. NCBI's taxonomy places the organism in Eukaryota, Fungi, Ascomycota, Dipodascomycetes, Dipodascales, Dipodascaceae. The transcript has a single exon. The coding region runs from base 1 to 1185 and encodes 394 amino acids.